Molecule: messenger RNA, 1171 nt
Organism: Drosophila subpulchrella
Lineage: Eukaryota; Metazoa; Arthropoda; Insecta; Diptera; Drosophilidae
Product: hyphally regulated cell wall protein 1
Exons: 4
Coding region: 116-1087 (323 amino acids)
Source: RefSeq, a predicted model, not a curated record
CGGCGGUUUUCAAGUGUGCACACGAGACGCGCUCCGUUCUACGUAGAUUUGUUUUCAAGUAACUCCUAAGGAAAUACCCAUAUACCCAUUAGAACACUCGAUUAUCCGCGGCAAGAUGCUGUCAACAAAGAGCUCUUUCACCGCCCACCUAUUGAUAUUAUUUUUUGGUGGCCUGCUGCUAACUCAUCACUGUGUCCAAGGUCAGGCGAGUAAAGUGUCCUCCAAGUUGGAUUUCGAUGAGAGCGAUGGCAGCAACAAUCAGACGAGCUUAUCCGGUCAGUCGGGAGCUGGAAAUGGGAGCUACGACCCAGGAACGGGACGAAAUCUGGGCGGUGGAGGCGGAGGAGGAGGUAGUUCUGGAGGUGGCACCACCACCACCAGCGGCAGCGGAACAUCCAGCGGGGGAAAUCGACCCAAGAUCCAUGGAGUCCGGGUCACCGUCGAUACGGGCGAUGGACAGCAGCAAACGAAAGAGUCCAAGGAGAGCGUUGAAAUUACGGAUUUGGGCAAGCACAAGAAGCGUGUGGGCAUCCACACGGACAUCACGUUCGAAAUAACCUCCGAUUCGGAUGGGAAUGAAACAAGCUCAGCUCAACAGCAGGGCGACAAGGAGGACGCCAGUGUGCCCAUUUACAAGGGUCGUGGUGGCAGCGACUCAAAGCACAAGGCCCGUAAACCCUAUGACCCGAAAUCCCAGUGGAAUCCCAACUUUUCCGGCGAGCAGCGUGGCUACCAGGGCUCCUCCAAUCGUGGUGGCUACCAGGGAUCCAAUCGCGGUGAAUACUAUCCGCAGUACUAUCCCCAGAACGUCUACACUGGGGGAAAUUCCGAUGCGGGCAGUAUCUACAGGAACGGGGAGACCUGGACGCACUAUGUGCCAGUUUGGACCACGGAGCGGGUGCCACAGGAACAGGGACAGAUCUAUAGACGACCCAGUUGGAAACCCUGCUAUUGCAUGUCAUCCGCGGAUUUCAGGCGGCGUCGGGAUAGCAAAGCUGGAAGGGAUCCGGUGGAUCAUCAUAAGGGUGUAAUCAACAGUGGGGUAGUCCAGGUGGUAGAUGGCAAGCUGGAGACACCCUUCUCCUAAGGAACAGCCCUUCACCCUAAUUAAAUUCUUUACAUUCCCUAACUUUUUUAAUAAAACUGUCGUUGUAUUUUUUUUUUAAUUUGA